Babjeviella inositovora NRRL Y-12698 is the source of this 2417-nucleotide messenger RNA. RefSeq names its product succinate dehydrogenase flavoprotein subunit (gene SDH1). NCBI's taxonomy places the organism in Eukaryota, Fungi, Ascomycota, Pichiomycetes, Serinales. The coding region runs from base 379 to 2295 and encodes 638 amino acids. The transcript has a single exon. Gene Ontology annotation, molecular function: flavin adenine dinucleotide binding; electron transfer activity; succinate dehydrogenase (quinone) activity. Gene Ontology annotation, biological process: mitochondrial electron transport, succinate to ubiquinone; tricarboxylic acid cycle. The record is from RefSeq and is a predicted model, not a curated record.
CUUAUCUACAAACUAAACUCUCUCUCUUAGCUGGUAUUUGGUAAUAUCGGAAUAUCACGCAAAACCUCACCAGAUAGUGAUCUUGUCCCUCCACGCGAUGCAACUCCGGGGUAUGUGUGCUCCACAAAUCCGAUGUAGAGCUAGCAUGGUACACCCGGUCUGGGGGCUGUGACGUGCGUUAACCAGUUGGAAAUUCCCCCCCUGCCAUUGGCCCCCGAAAACCAAUUCUCCGGGCUCGCUCAUAUUCCGGGGCACCUAACUAGCUGCCGAAAAACCCGCUGCAAAACUCUGCGCUUCGCUUUAGGCCUAUAUCAAAACGUUCUCUUUCUGUUGUUUAGCCGCCCUCUUCUCCCCCCUCCCUUCUCCACACAUCUCAACAUGCUUUCUUUGCGUCGUUCUGCUUUAACCUCUAAGAAGCAAUUGGCCCGUGGCUUCAGCUCCACUGUGGCCCGUUUGCAAACCAUCGGUGACAUCGAUGGUGCCAAGGCUGCCUCCCUCCUUGGUGAGAACUACCACAUCGUCGACCACGAGUACGACUGUGUGGUUGUCGGUGCCGGUGGUGCCGGUUUGCGUGCCGCCUUCGGUCUUGCUGAAGCUGGGUUCAAGACCGCCUGUAUUUCCAAGUUGUUCCCAACCAGAUCCCACACCGUUGCCGCCCAGGGUGGUAUCAACGCUGCCUUAGGUAACAUGCACAAGGACGACUGGCACUGGCACAUGUACGAUACCGUCAAGGGUUCUGAUUGGUUGGGUGACCAGGACGCUAUCCAUUACAUGACCAGAGAGGCCCCAGAGUCCAUCAUCGAGUUGGAACACUUCGGUCUUCCAUUCUCCAGAACUGAGGAGGGUAAGAUCUACCAGAGAGCUUUCGGUGGUCAAUCUAAGGAGUACGGUAAGGGUGGCCAGGCCUACAGAACCUGCGCCGUCGCCGACAGAACCGGCCAUGCCUUGUUGCAUUCCUUGUACGGGCAGGCCUUGAGACACAACACUCACUUCUUUAUCGAGUUCUUUGCCAUGGACUUGUUGAUGCAUGAAGGUGAGUGUGUGGGUGUGAUUGCCUACAACCAGGAAGAUGGUACCUUGCACCGCUUCAGAGCCCACAAGACCAUCUUGGCCACCGGUGGGUACGGGAGAGCCUACUUCUCCUGUACCUCCGCCCACACCUGUACCGGUGACGGGUACGCCAUGGUUUCCCGUGCCGGCUUGCCAUUGCAGGAUUUGGAGUUUAUCCAAUUCCACCCAUCCGGUAUCUACGGUUCCGGCUGUUUGAUUACCGAGGGUGCCAGAGGUGAGGGUGGGUUCUUGGUCAACUCCGAAGGUGAGCGUUUCAUGGAAAGAUACGCCCCAACCGCCAAGGACUUGGCCUCCAGAGACGUUGUUUCCAGAUCUAUCACUAUCGAAAUCAACGAGGGCAGAGGUGUUGGUCCGGAAAAGGAUCACAUGUUCUUGCAGUUAUCUCACUUACCUCCAGCCGUGUUGGCGGAAAGAUUGCCAGGUAUCUCUGAGACCGCCGCCAUUUUCGCCGGUGUCGAUGUCACCAAGGAGCCAAUCCCAAUUUUGCCAACCGUCCACUACAACAUGGGUGGUAUCCCAACCAAGUGGACCGGUGAGGUUGUUAAUGUCAACGAAAAGGGCGAAGACAUUGUCGUCCCGGGUUUGAUGGCCUGUGGUGAAGUUGCCUGUGUCUCUGUCCACGGUGCCAACAGAUUGGGUGCCAACUCCUUGUUGGAUUUAGUUGUCUUCGGUAGAGCCGUCGCCCACACCGUCACGGACACCUUGCAGCCAGGCUUGCCCCACAAGCAGGUUCCAGCUGACAUCGGUAAGGAGUCCAUUGCCAAUUUGGACAGGAUGAGAAACGCCACCGGCUCCAAGCCAACCGCCCAGAUCAGAUUGGCCAUGCAGAAGACCAUGCAGAAGAAUGUUGCCGUCUUCAGACAGCAGGACACCUUGGACAACGGUGUUAGAGAGAUUAACGCCGUCGACGAGACGUUUGAGCAUGUUGGUACUACCGACAGAUCCAUGAUCUGGAACUCCGAUUUGGUUGAAACCUUGGAGUUGCAGAACUUGUUGACCUGUGCCACCCAGACCGCCGCUUCCGCCGCCAACAGAACCGAAUCCAGAGGUGCCCACGCCAGAGAGGAUUACCCGUCCAGAGACGAUGUCGAAUGGAUGAAGCACACCUUGUCUUGGCAACAAAACACUGGUGAUAAGGUUGACUUGAAAUACAGAAAGGUUAUCUCCACCACCUUGGAUGAGAAUGAGUGUAAGUCCGUGCCACCAGCCAUCAGAUCUUACUAAGGAUCCGGUCCCAUCACAACAUUCACUUCAUAUCUAGACCCGACUUAUGUACAUGAGGGUCGCCUUUUUUCUUGUUAUGUCUUGCACCCUGGUGCUCCCAUAUUAUUUAUUAUAUAACAUCC